UCAUAUAGUAAAAGUCUGUUGGUGCUCAUAUUGCAGAAAGGUGGGAGUAUGGCUAGAGGCAACCAGAGUGGAGUCUCUGAGUUCCUUCUCCUGGGGCUCUCCGAGAGGCCUGAAGACCAGCAGGUCCUGUUCUGGAUGUUCCUGUCCAUGUACCUGGUCACAGUGGUGGGAAACUCACUCAUCAUCCUGGCCAUAGGCACCGACUCAUGCCUGCACACUCCCAUGUACUUUUUUCUGGCCAAUCUCUCCUUCACUGAUGUCUUCUUUGUCACCAACACAAUCCCCAACACACUGGUGAAUCUUCAGUCCCAGAACAAAGCCAUCUCCUAUGGAGGGUGUCUGACACAGCUCUACUUCCUGAUCUCCUUGGUGGCCCUAGACAACCUUAUUCUGGCCACAAUGGCAUAUGACCGCUAUGUGGCCAUCUGCCGCCCCCUCCACUAUACCACAGCCAUGAGCCCUGGGCUCUGUAUUUUGUUCCUUACCUUAUGUUGGGUGCUCUCAGUCCUCUAUGGCAUCAUCCACACCCUCCUCAUGACCAAGGUGACCUUCUGUGGGUCCCGGAAGAUCCACUACAUCUUCUGUGAGCUGUAUGUCCUGCUAAGGCUUGCAUGUUCUGACAUCCAAGUCAAUCAUAUAGCAUUGAUUGCCACGGGAUCCCUCAUCUUCCUCACCCCCUUUGGGUUCAUGAUCAUGUCCUAUAUCUGGAUCAUCGGUGCUAUCCUCCGAAUACCAUCAGCCUCUAGCAAGUACAAAGCCUUCUCCACCUGUGCCUCCCAUUUGGCUGUGGUCACCCUCUUCUAUGGGACACUGUGUAUGGUGUACCUGAAGCCCCUCAACACCUACUCCAUGAAGGACUCAGUGGCCACAGUGAUGUACGCUGUGGUCACCCCCAUGAUGAACCCCUUCAUUUAUAGCCUGAGGAACAAGGACAUGCAUGGGGCUCUGGGAAGACUCUUCCUAGGGAAAGCCUUCCAGACGUUGACAUGA
Molecule: messenger RNA, 990 nt
Organism: Pteronotus mesoamericanus
Lineage: Eukaryota; Metazoa; Chordata; Mammalia; Chiroptera; Mormoopidae
Product: olfactory receptor 1D2-like
Exons: 1
Coding region: 49-990 (313 amino acids)
Biological process (GO): G protein-coupled receptor signaling pathway
Cellular component (GO): plasma membrane
Molecular function (GO): G protein-coupled receptor activity; olfactory receptor activity
Source: RefSeq, a predicted model, not a curated record